Molecule: messenger RNA, 672 nt
Organism: Coccomyxa subellipsoidea C-169
Lineage: Eukaryota; Viridiplantae; Chlorophyta; Trebouxiophyceae; Coccomyxaceae
Exons: 7
Coding region: 1-672 (223 amino acids)
Molecular function (GO): FMN binding
Source: RefSeq, a predicted model, not a curated record
AUGCCGUACAAAGACCAGCCAUUCAGGACACUUGAUCCUGCGGUGUGGAGACACAAGCUUUACCCCUUCGUCGUCACAGCUGUGGUGCCACGACCGAUUGCACUGCUCUCCACCGUCAGCAAAGAGGGCGUCAGCAAUUUGGCCCCCUACUCCUUCUUCAACAUCAUGUCCUGUGACCCGCCAUACGUGUGCAUUGGAGCCAUGACCACCAGGGGGCGGCCCGGGGAUGGAACGAAGGACUCACAGCAGAACAUCACCGAGACAGGGGAGUUUGUGGUCAAUGUUAUCAGCCACUGGAUGCUGGAAGCAGCCAACGUGACCUGCGGUGACUAUGAGCACAACGAAAGCGAGUGGGAGGCUGCAAACCUGACCCCCAUGCCCUCUGUAAAGGUGAAGCCGCCUCGAGUUGCAGAGUCAGCGGUGCAUUUGGAGUGCGUGCUGAGACACCAAUACCCCAUCAUCAACAAGGAGGGCAAGACGCAUGCCACCAUCCUGAUCGGGGAGGUCAUAAUGAUGCAUGCCAGCGAGGGGGUAAUGGGGGAAGAUGACAAGGGGAGACCCUGCAUUGAGACAGAGCAGCUAGCGCCCAUCAGCCGCCUGGGAAACCCGCGAUAUGGCCUCACAGUGGCGACCAUUGACAUGGAAAUGGCAAAGCACGAGACACUCACGUGA